This is a messenger RNA of Vigna unguiculata (cowpea), 2452 nucleotides long. Its product is annotated as zinc finger BED domain-containing protein RICESLEEPER 3-like. Gene Ontology annotation, molecular function: DNA binding; protein dimerization activity. The record is from RefSeq and is a predicted model, not a curated record. NCBI's taxonomy places the organism in Eukaryota, Viridiplantae, Streptophyta, Magnoliopsida, Fabales, Fabaceae.
GGGAGCGAAACCACAGUAGCGCAGGUCUCCUUCCACCGACGACGACCAAUCUGCACCACGCCCACCGCAGCACAGCGAAGGAGCUUCUCCCUCCAUCCCUUUCACCCGAUGGAGAGUUUCUGUAGUGGAGGUGGGCUCCUAGACACUGUGGGCACUCAUUGGUGAUUCCAUUUCCCGCAACCAUGUUCAAUCCCUGCUUUGCAUUCUCUCCCAGGAAAUUGAAUUAGAUUAAUUUAGAAACAAGAAUGGCUGAUAAGGAUGAUGUUAACAUAACUGUUUCUGAAAAUGAAAUUGAAGAAGAUGAUACUGAAAAACAGUCUGAAACGGUAGAGGUUGAUAAAAGGAGAAAUAAGGCUAGCACAGCUGAUUGUUGGAGGUAUUUUAGUAAGGUUGGGGAGGAUAAGAAUAAGGCAAAGUGUAAUGGUUGCAACAAAGUUUUUGCGUGUGGUGGAAGAAAAUAUGGAACUUCACAUUUGAAUCGGCAUAUUAUGAAGUGUGGUAAAAUCAAAACUGAAGAUAUUGGUCAAAUGAUGUUAGAUAUGCAAGGAAAAUUGAAGGCAAAGAAAAUAGAUCAAUCAGUGCACUGUCAGUUGUUGUGUGAACUGAUUGUUAGGCACAAUUUGCCUUAUAAAUUUGUUGAGUAUCCUGAACUUAGGAGCUGGAUUAGGUACUUGUGUCCUGAUGCAGUUAUGGUUAGUAGAAACACUAUUAAGGCAGAUAUUGGGAGACUCUAUGAGAAAGAAAAGUUAAUUCUUAAAACUCUGCUUCUUUCAAUUCCUGGUAGGAUAUGCUUGACAUCUGAUUUGUGGACAUCUAUUAAUACUGAGGGAUUCAUAGCUUUGACUGCCCAUUUUGUGGACUUGAGUUUUGAGUUGUCUAAGAAAGUUUAUGAACUUUUGCAAGAGUGGGGAUUAGAGAAAAAGGUUUUCUCUAUCACUUUGGACAAUGCUUCGGCAAAUGAUGUGCUUCAAAAUUCUUUGAGAACUCAACUUAAUCUACAUAAUGGCUUGAUAUGUAGUGGGGAAUUCUUUCACAUUCGUUGUUGUGCCCACAUACUGAAUUUGAUUGUGCAAGAAGGAUUAAAGGUGCUAGGCAAUACUCUAGAUCAAAUUAGAAAUAGCAUCAAGUAUAUUAGGGGGUCAGAGACUAGAACUUUAAAAUUUAAACAAUGUCUUGACAAAUUUGAUGACAUUGAUUAUUCAUGUGGAUUCUCUCUUGAUGUCCCUACACGAUGGAACUCAACAUACUUGAUGCUCAAAGGUGCCUUAAAAUAUCGAUGUGUUUUUGGAAGCUUGCCAAUGGUUGAUGAAAGUUACAAAUAUUGUCCUUCAGAGGAAGAGUGGGACAAGGCUGAAAAAAUUUGUAGGUUCUUAAUGCCUUUCUAUGAUAUGACAACCUUAAUGUCUGCCACAAGCUAUCCCACAUCAAAUUUGUAUUUCUUACAAGUUUGGAAGAUUCAAAGUUUGUUGAUGGAGAAUGUUAAGGAUGGAGAUGAUUUGAUAAAGAAGAUGGCUGAAUUGAUGAUGGUUAAGUUUCAAAAGUAUUGGGAUGAAUAUAGUGUUGUGCUUGCUUUUUGGGCAAUUUUAGACCCAAGAAUGAAACUACAAACAUUGGCCUACUGCUUUGAUAAGAUUGAUCCUCUUACUUCUGAAUUGAAGUUGGCAAAAAUUAAGGACAAGUUGUACAACCUUUUUGCUGAAUAUAGUAAAAGUUUGCCAACAACAACAUCAACAAAUGUUCUAAAGCACAAACAAGGACAAUCUUCUUCUUCCUCAUCCGUUUCUCUUCCACAUCUAAGCCUAUUUGAUGAAUUAAAAGAGUGUGAUAGUGAAUUGGGUAAUAGAAUUGGAAAGAAUCAACUUGAGACAUAUUUGGAGGAACCAAAUCUAGGUUUUCGAUUUAUGGAGCACAUGGAUGUCUUGGAAUGGUGGAAAAAUAAUAGUCUAAGAUUUUCUGACCUAUCAAUAAUGGCUAGAGAUCUCUUAAGCAUCCCAAUAACAACUGUGGCAUCAGAAUCUUCUUUUAGCAUUGGGUCUCGGAUCCUUAACAAAUAUAGGAGUCGACUCUUACCCGAGAAUGUCGAAUCCAAUAUUUGCCUUUCUAGUUGGAAGCAUGGUUUUGUUGAGGAAGAUGGAGAAAAUAUUACUUACAAAAAUCUGGUGGUAAAUGAAGGGUCUUCCGGUGUUGCUUCCAAUGUCAUAAGCAUGGAAGAUGAAGAACAAUAGACUACAACCAUGAAGAUGUUUCUAUGUUUUGGACUGUUUUUGAUUUGAACUUUGUUGGUUUGGUGUUUUCGUGUUCUAGACCACUUUUAUGGACUCUUUUAUGUUGUUAUUGCACUUCAUUCAUAUGAUGUCCAGGACUUGUUUGUUACACUUGUUUAAUGCUCCAAGACUUCGUUUGUUGGACUAUUUUUUAUGUUGUUUAUUGCACUUGUCCAGGUUUUGGUUGA